CGGAAGUGUGAAUGGCACGAGGCGAAUUUCUCCUGCUCUUUGCUUUUCUGUUCCUGCUUCUAUGGCUUUUUUCUCCUGCCUGGAUGGGAGAGAAUAAGAAAUCUAUAGAGAGAGAAAGGGGGUGUAUCGAUGUCAUUUUCGGUGUCUGCUCCUCGCUUGCAAAGUUUGCAGGUGGAUUGGACGGAGAGUGACCGGUCUAAAGUCACCCAGUCAGCUUUCAUCAUGCCUAAAGCAGGACUAGAACUCCCAAUCUCCCAGUUUCUAUCCUCCUGCCUUUAUCACUAGAUCACACAGGUCUACAAUUACAGUCAAUAAGGUAAAGGUUCCCCUCGCACAUAUGUGCUAGUCGUUCCCGACUCUAGGUGCUCAUCUCCGUUUCAAAGCCGAAGAGCCAACGCUGUCCGAAGACGUCUCCGUGGUCAUGUGGCCGGCAUGACUAAACGCCAAAGGCGCAUGGAACGUUGUUAUCUUCCCACCAAAGACUAUAGUGAUUGGAAGAACAUACAAAUGUGCGCACACACUUUUCCAUUUGGCAUCAGGUCACUUCUGUUGUGUUUUAUCUGACCGGAAGCAAAAACCAUGGCCGUGUCUUCGCUGAUUUGCCCUGAAACGAUAAGCAGGGUGAGCUCCGUCCUCAACCGAGAGGUGAAGCAAUUUGGAAAGAAGUACAUGUUUGACGGAAAUGAGGAAACUAGUUGGAACUCAGACCAGGGUGCCAUCCAGUGGAUGACAAUGGAAUUUCCUCAGACUGUCCAGGCGUCCCAAAUUCAAAUUCAGUUCCAGGGUGGCUUUGCAAGCGGAAAAUGCAUUCUGCAAGCUGAAUUGUUGUGGUCCACCAGCAGCCUGCGGAGCUGGCAACAGAGUCGGGCAGCAAUGAGGCUGAGGAAGAACAUGGGCCAGUCCUGGAGGCUGGGAAAGGCCCGAAUAAAGACUCUGCAUCGGAGGCAGAGAUGGGGCCAGGGCCAUCGGGGAGUGAGGUGUGGACUCCGGAGCCUCCAGAGGCUGACAGUAGUGAGGCAGAGGAACAGGAGGAGCCUGUUCCUAAUGCAUGCAUGAGAAGAGCUGCCAGAAGGCAAGAGCAGCUCAAGCAAAGAGGACAGCUCGGGAGUAGGGCCAAGAGAUGAUUGGCCCCUCCCAUAAGGCUUAAAAGACCAACAACAGCAUUUGGGCUUUGCCGGAAAACAACGCUGAUAGUUUUGUCUUGUUGCAUUUGUAUCGGUGUCUUCUGAACUUUUGCCAAGAAAGGCUUUUGGCAGUUUGCCUAAUUGGACCAAGGUUUGUGAUAGGACUGUAGAAUUUGUGUGGGAGGAAUUUGCUUUAAUUUAGUUGAACUA
Messenger RNA from Ahaetulla prasina, 1334 nucleotides. RefSeq names its product nuclear receptor 2C2 associated protein (gene NR2C2AP). The transcript has 6 exons. Bases 580 to 1056 code for a protein of 158 amino acids. NCBI's taxonomy places the organism in Eukaryota, Metazoa, Chordata, Lepidosauria, Squamata, Colubridae. The record is from RefSeq and is a predicted model, not a curated record.